Messenger RNA from Doryrhamphus excisus (bluestripe pipefish), 4497 nucleotides. RefSeq names its product FHF complex subunit HOOK interacting protein 1Aa (gene fhip1aa). The record is from RefSeq and is a predicted model, not a curated record. Lineage: Eukaryota; Metazoa; Chordata; Actinopteri; Syngnathiformes; Syngnathidae.
GCUCCGGGCUGUCAAUCAUGCGAACGGGCGUGGCUCUGGGGCUGGGCGUGGCUUCCACCGAGGAUUAGCAAGGUUUCACCUUUGGGUGUCAAGUCGCCUGUUUUGCCUCCUGGUUCUCCUCCUUCUCCUCCGCCGCCCUUUGCCUUCCAGUCGGGACUUCAGUCGGAACUUUUCCAGCUUCGUUUGGGCUUUUUUAAAGGCGGACUAUUUUCAAAGCUGACCGUAGCGGUGGACCGAAGGACGCUAAGCGCCAGCCCGGAAUGAGGAGGUCUACGUCCCACCCUGGAGAUGCUCCGGCAGAGUUAGGAACCACAACAGCAGCUAUGGUCAGGGAUGCCCCCGCCCGCCCGUGACAUGCUGAAAGCCACAUAAGAGCCGCUCGCCAUGAUGGCCUCCAUGGUUGCCAACGGAAACCGAGACGGACAGUCUGUGCUGUUGCAAGGGGUGGACCCGGAGACCUGCAUGAUUGUCUUUAAGAACCACUGGGCUCAGGUGGUGAAGAUCCUAGAAAAACACGACCCCUUGCGCAGCAGCACCCCCACCUUGCCCACGCUGGGCAUCCUCCACCUCGGCGGCGGCCCCCGCUUGGGUCCCGUGCCAGGGGACGAGGCGAGCGAGGUGCAGAACUACGUGGAGCACAUGCUCUUCCUGCUGAUGGAGGAAGAGCGCGGUAAGAGCGGCGCCAUGGGCCCCAUCCUGGAGUUUGUGGUGAUGGAGAACGUGAUGGAGCGGCUGUUUGUGUGGAGCCUCCGCAGGGAGUUCACCGACGACAUGAAACUGGAGCAGCUGAGGAUGUACGAGAUGUUGGUGGGCCAAUCACGGCAGCCCCUGCUGCAUCACAAGCCCGUCCUCAAGCCGCUCAUGAUGCUGCUGUCGGCGUGCUCGGGCACCCCGGCCCCGCGGGUGGAGGCCCAGCUGGUGCUGCUGCUCCACCAGCUGUGCUGCGUGCUGGCCAAGGACCCGUCCAUCCUGGAGCUCUUCUUCCACACCAGCAAGGACCAGGGAGCCGCCAACUUCCUCAUCUUCUCCCUGCUCAUCCCCUUCAUCCACAGGGAGGGCACCGUGGGCCAGCAGGCCCGAGACGCCCUGCUGCUCAUCAUGUCCUUGUCGGCUGAGAACCUGCGUGUCGCCAAACACGUCGCCGAGAACACCUUCUUCUGCCCGGUCCUGGCCACAGGCCUAAGCGGACUGUACUCGUCCCUGCCCACCAAGCUGGAGGCCGCUGGUGAAGAGUGGCAUUACCUGCAGAAGGACGACUGGCUCAGGAUGCCUUCUUUGGUCCAGUUCCUCAACUCCCUGGAGUUCUGCAACGCGGUCAUCCAGGUUGCCCACCAAGACAUCAGGAACCAGCUGCUGGGUUACAUCCACAAUGGAUUCCUGGUGCCUGUACUUGCCCCCGCCCUGCACAAGUUGACCCUGGAGGAGGUCAUGACCACCACGGCGUACCUGGACCUCUUCUUGAGGAGCAUCACCGAGCCGGCUCUGCUGCAGACGUUCCUGUCUUUCAUCCUCCUGCACCGUCACGAGAACGUCCACAUUCUGGACACGCUGGUCAGCCGCAUCAACACCCCCUUCCAGCUGGGCAUCGUGUCGCUGGCGCUCUUCCGCACCCUCAUCGCUUUGCAGUGUGAGGACGUGAUGCUGCAGCUCAUCCUCAGGUACCUGAUCCCUUGCAAUCACAUGAUGCUGAGUCAGAGGCGCGCGGUGAGGGAGAGGGACUUCUAUUCUGUUUCGGCAGCUAAGAUCCUGGCGCUCACCCCCUCCUGCUGCGCUUCUGACCGCAGCCCCCCCCCUCUGAGACAGCUGGAGUCCAUCCUCUUCUUCAACGCGGAAAAAGACGGCAUCUCCAACGAGAGCGACGACUCCGGCAACUCCUCCUGCACCAUUGGCUCAGAGGUCCACCUGGACGUCAGCUACCUUCAUUACCUGGACGACGCCCACCUGCGCAUCAGCACCUGCAUGCGGGCGUGCCACGUGUGGUCGGCCCCGUACGACGGCAAGGACCCCCCUCCCGAGAAGUACCAGCCCGGCAUCCUGGAGGAGCCCAGGAGCCUGCAGAGGAGGGUCCCACAGCCAUGGCCGACCCCGCGCCCCCCAUUGAGCUCCGAGGCGCCAUCCAAGUCCAACCAUCUGGAGCUGGAAUGGGACGACAGCUACGACGUGUGUCCGGUGCAGACCGCUGAUGUUCCUGCUGAGGCUAAACCUCCACCGUCGCCUUCCCGCGAGCCCCCCAAGCACAUCCAAGAGAUGAGGAGGUCGGCUAUCUUGUUUGUAAAAGGCUCGUACAUGGAGGAGUCCGAGUUCCAGGACGACGUGAAGGUGUACCAUCUUGUGGCACAAAAAGACAGCAGGGCCGUGGAGCUCAGUUCCCCCAAAGCCGAUGUGACGGAAUCCAGACCAGCUCCACCAGGCCUGACUGAAGUUCCCGUGAAGAACAUGCUCAAACAUCAGACUGGCAAGAAUGCCACUUCUCCAACUGACCUGAGCUCCAACCUGCAGAAGACCUCUGCUACGGAGGACCUCCUGGCUCAGUACGAGGAGCUCCUCCGAACAUUUGACGCAGACGCAGGCGGAAAAGCCACCAAAUGUGACACGGAGCAGAAGAAGUCCGCCACGCCUGAGGACGAGGACGUGGAGGACAUGGACUUUGCCUCCUUUUCCCCAGAGACCCCAGAGCCGGAGAAGCUGCAGUCCCCGUUUAAUUCGUCGCUUCGGAACACCAGCAGAAGUCAGUCCGUACCUUUUACAGGACCCUUCGUCAGCGUGCUGCUGUCCCGCUUGGAGAACAUGCUGUCCAACUCACUCCAAGUCAACUUGUUGUUGACGGGCAUCCUGGCCCAGCUGGCCACCUACCCUCAGCCUCUGCUGCGCUCCUUCCUGCUCAACACCAACCUGGUGUUCCAGCCCAGCGUUCGCUCCCUCUACCAGGUGCUGGCCUCGGUGAAGAACCAGAUUGAGCAUCUGGCAGCAAGCAGGAAGGACUUCCCACAAAUGAUGGUUGCCGCCCAACACUGGCUGAUGGCCAGGGAGACUCUGGAUGGAGAAGCAGACAAGCGCAGCGUGAGAGGUGCCGGGAUCUUACACAGUUCUCCUCCACCAAGGCCCAAGUCCAUCUCUCCAGAGCGGACCGAGGUCUUUGCGACUGUCCUCUUCACCGAGUUUCUGAAAGAACUGGCAGCCCUUGCUCAAGAGCACUCCAUCCUGUCUUGCAUUCCUGCAGAAGAGUAAUUCAGACUUUUUGGGAAGCUAAAUGUCCACUGCAGGGACGGCAGGCAUCACCUUCUUUGCUUCUUAAGGGUAAAAGACGUCUUCCAUUCUCCUGGAUCUUUGUCUCAGGGGACUCCUGGUGCCUUCCAUUAGCAACGUUGGACGUUCUUACCGGUGGGAAUGUUGCCAUGGAGCUGUGUGACAUCCCAUCACCACGGGAUUUACCCCUCUCCCUCACGUUCUGCUGUGGAAUAAAGUAGUUCCAGCUCUGCUGCCGUCACUCAAGUACGUGUGCGUAGUUUGGAGCGUCUAUGAGAGAAUGUCGUAGCUGAGCAGCAUGCCGAGGCCCUGUCCGCACGGGAAGCUUCCUGGGAAUGUGGGAAUGUGGCGUCCACACUGCUGGAUUAGUAAACGGGAGUGGGUCGUGGAGUGAAAAGGAUGCAGUACGCCAGGUGCCGGAACUACUUUGUUCACCAUGGAAAAUAACUCACGUAUUGAUAAGGGUGUUGUAACCCCCCCCCCCCCCCCACCUCCCUUUAAGCUGACAAAGUGUGUAGCCAUGUUUCCAGCCAUCCAAGGUCUAUGUGGUGGUGGUGGGGGGUGGAGCCUAUCCCAGGCUAAUGAAGUCAUCUUUCCUACAUGGAUUUUCAGGAGCUGACUAUGCAAAGGAAAAGUUUUUGGAAAGGGGGUGUCCAUAUGUGAAAUGAAUAUGUUGUAAAUAAGUAUAAUAUUCCCGACCUGUCCCGACUCUGUUACACGGGGGCUCAGUUGAAAGCUCUAUUUUCCCAGGUGACAAACAUUUGGCCUCUUUUCCAGGAAUGACUAGGAUAGGAUUUGAUUCAUAAUAUAUUUGUAAGAAGGUCCAACAGUUGGAAGAUCCCAUGGGAAACUGGAAGCCAAAUGAUCCCGCAUCAAUAAAUGGUUGGAUCUACUCCAAUGAGACGUGUGUUUGAGGUGAAAUUGUACUUGGAGCUUUCUUGAUGAUCCAUGCUGAUCCCAUCCAUGAAAGGAUGUCCAUAACGUCCAUCCCACAUCCUCUUCCCACCAACUCUUUUUUCGUCUUUCACGCAAUAAUAAACACGUGCAGUGUCCAGUGUGGGCCACUAGAGGGAGACAGAGCAGCCCAGUGAACAGCGGCAACAAAAACAUGGAAAUACAUGCCGUGGAAUAUGACAAUAAAUAUGGAGCAGUAUCAGACAGCAUGGAAAAUAGAAACAUGUCCGCCGGGGUUGUUUCCACUCCUACUUCUAUACUUCAUUGGUUCAAAAUUCAUUCAUUCAUAUUAUAGGC